Messenger RNA from Ochotona princeps (American pika), 1776 nucleotides. RefSeq names its product BTG3 associated nuclear protein (gene BANP). NCBI's taxonomy places the organism in Eukaryota, Metazoa, Chordata, Mammalia, Lagomorpha, Ochotonidae. The transcript is spliced from 14 exons. Bases 170 to 1744 code for a protein of 524 amino acids. Gene Ontology annotation, biological process: negative regulation of protein catabolic process; protein localization to nucleus. The record is from RefSeq and is a predicted model, not a curated record. Gene Ontology annotation, molecular function: DNA binding.
GGCCAGCGGCGCCUGCGCGGAGAGGCGGCUUCUCUCGCGAGGACGGACGCCAUUAUCGCAGCGCCCCGACAAACACCACGAGAAUUCCGCAGCCCACACGGUGGCAGGAGCCCCAGCCCACCCUGCGUUGGAUCCUUGCCUGGCGCCUGGCCCCUCUCCUCUGGUGCUCAUGAUGUCAGAGCAGGACCUGGCGGAUGUGGUGCAGAUCGCAGUGGGGGACCUGAGUCCUGACCACCCAGUUGUUCUAGAAAACCAUGUGGUAACGGACGAAGACGAGCCCGCUCUGAAGCGCCAGCGACUUGCCGUCAGCUGCCAGGAUCCCUCCAUAAAGUCCUUCCUGUAUUCCAUUAACCAGACAAUAUGCUUGCGACUGGAUAGCAUUGAGGCCAAGCUGCAGGCGCUGGAGGCGACCUGUAAGUCCCUGGAAGAGAAGCUGGACCUGGUCACCAACAAACAGCACAGCCCCAUCCAAGUGCCCAUGGUGGCGGGCUCCCCGCUGGGCGCAACCCAGACCUGCAACAAAGUGCGAUGCGCUGUCCCCCAGACUACAGUAAUACUCAACAGUGACCGGCAGAACGCCGUUGUAGCCAAGAUGGAAGACCCCUUGAGCAACAGGGCACCGGACCCCCUGGAAAAUGUCGUUAGCAAUGCGGUUCCUGGGCGUCGGCAGAACACCAUCGUGGUGAAGGUGCCCGGCCAAGAGGACAGCCACAAUGAGGACGGGGAGAGCGGCUCAGAGGCCAGCGACUCUGUGUCCACCUGUGGCCAGCCGGGCAGCCAGAGCAUUGGGAACAAUGUCACGCUGAUCACCUUGAACUCAGAAGAGGACUACCCCAACGGCACGUGGCUGGGCGACGAGAACAACCCUGAGAUGCGGGUGCGCUGCGCCAUCAUCCCCUCCGACAUGCUGCACAUCAGCACCAACUGCCGCACGGCCGAGAAGAUGGCCCUCACGCUGCUCGACUACCUCUUCCACCGCGAGGUGCAGGCCGUGUCGAACCUCUCAGGGCAGGGCAAGCACGGCAAGAAGCAGCUCGACCCACUCACCAUCUACGGCAUCCGAUGUCACCUGUUCUACAAGUUUGGGAUCACAGAAUCCGACUGGUACCGAAUCAAACAGAGCAUCGACUCCAAGUGCCGGACGGCUUGGCGGCGGAAGCAGCGAGGUCAGAGCCUGGCAGUCAAGAGCUUUUCACGGAGAACGCCCUCCUCUUCCUCCUACAGUGCCUCAGAGACCAUGAUGGGCUCCCCGCCAGCCGCCAGCGAGCCCUUGCAGCCGCAGCCGCAGGCCCUGCACUACACCCUGGCCAACGCACAGCAGGUGCAGAUCCACCAGAUCGGAGAGGACGGACAGGUCCAAGUAAUCCCACAGGGACACCUCCACAUUGCCCAGGUGCCGCAGGGGGAGCAGGUGCAGAUCACGCAGGACAGCGAGGGCAAUCUGCAGAUCCAUCAUGUGGGCCAGGACGGGCAGCUGCUAGAGGCCACCCGCAUCCCGUGGCUCUUGACCCCUUCUGUGAUCAAAGCCAGCGACCACCAGGUGUUGCAGGGGGCCCAGCUGAUAGCCGUGGCUUCUUCGGACCCCACUGCCACAGGAGUAGACGGGUCACCUCUCCAGGGCAGUGACAUUCAGGUGCAGUACGUCCAGCUGGCGCCUGUAAGUGACCACACAGCGGCAGCCCAGACGGCCGAGACCCUGCAGCCCGAGAUGCAGCUGGAGCACGGGGCCAUCCAGAUCCAGUGAGGCGACUGGCAGCUGUGCCCACGGCUGUGCCA